Messenger RNA from Ascochyta rabiei, 693 nucleotides. Its product is annotated as V-ATPase V1 sector subunit E. Gene Ontology annotation, molecular function: proton-transporting ATPase activity, rotational mechanism. Gene Ontology annotation, biological process: proton transmembrane transport. Gene Ontology annotation, cellular component: proton-transporting two-sector ATPase complex, catalytic domain. The coding region runs from base 1 to 693 and encodes 230 amino acids. The transcript is spliced from 3 exons. Lineage: Eukaryota; Fungi; Ascomycota; Dothideomycetes; Pleosporales; Didymellaceae. The record is from RefSeq and is a predicted model, not a curated record.
AUGUCGCAAAUCCACGCCCUCUCCGACGACCAGGUCGCCGGCGAGCUCAAGAAGAUGACGGCCUUUAUCCGCCAGGAGGCCAUGGAAAAGGCAAACGAGAUCCGCCUCAAGGCCGACGAGGAGUUCGCUAUCGAAAAGUCCAAGCUCGUGCGCCAAGAGACGUCCACCAUCGACUCGUCGUACGAGAAGAAGUUCAAGCAGGCCAGCAUGUCCCAGCAAAUCACACGCUCCACCGUCUCCAACAAGAGCCGGUUACGCAUCCUGUCCGCCCGCCAGGAGCUGCUCGACCGCCUGUUCGAGGACGCCGGCAAGAAGCUGGCCGACGUCUCCAAGGACAAAAAGAAGUACCAGGCCAUCCUCAAGGCCCUCAUCCUCGAGGGCGCCUAUGCCCUGAACGAGGACAAGCUGCAGAUCAAGGUCAGGAAGGCAGACAAUGACGUCGCAAACAAGGCCAUCGAUGAGGCCCAGACCGAGUACAAGAGCGCCCUCAACAAGGACGUCGCCAUCACAAUCGACGAGAGCGACCCUCUGCCCUCCGACUCAGCUGGCGGAGCCAUGAUCGUUGGUACCGGCGGCCGCAUCGACAUCAAUAACACCCUCGAGGAGCGUCUGCGGCUGCUCGAGUCCGACGCCCUGCCCUCCAUCCGCGUCACCCUCUUCGGCGAGAACGAGAACAGGAAGUUCCGCGACUAA